GAGAAAAAGGCGUUCCACUCCCCAUUCCUCAACAGUGGCUUUCCUCACCUCACAAGUCACAAAUGGUUUCCUCUCCAACGGAAUUUUCAGCGUUAACAAUAAAUAGGAACGACCACAAACACAAUGAAGAGUUUUAGCGCAGCUCUUCUGAGAGAAAACAGCGAAAGAGACUCUGGUAAAACAAAACUAUGAUCCGCGGCGUCACUGAGGAAUGCCUCCCGCGUUUUUGUGUGACACGAAAAGAGCCAAAAAACAAACGCGACUCCCUCAGAGACAAGCACCAAUUUGGAUUAUGUGUUUGACCAAUGUCAACAUACGGAAGAAAUAAGGACGCGAGCGCACGAGAAAAGCACCAGGAAUGAAUCGCUCUUUUAUCAAGGUUUUGGCUUUAUUUACUUAUCUAAUGGAGUCGAUCAACUUAAGAGCGGUGGAAGCUAAGGAGCACGACCCCAGGUCCUCAUCAAACCUGUCUCCCUCAGACUUUCUCGACUCCCUCAUGGGCCGUACAUCCGGCUACGACGCACGAAUCAGACCCAAUUUUAAAGGUCCACCAGUUAAUGUCACCUGCAACAUAUUUAUCAACAGCUUUGGUUCUAUAGCAGAAACUACUAUGGAUUACCGAGUGAACAUCUUUUUGCGGCAGAAGUGGAAUGACCCUCGGCUGGCAUACAGCAAAUACCCCGACUCCUCCCUGGACUUAGACCCCUCCAUGUUGGACUCCAUAUGGAAGCCUGAUCUCUUCUUCGCCAACGAGAAAGGCGCCAACUUCCACGAUGUCACCACGGACAACAAGCUGCUUCGGAUCUUCAAGGAUGGCACGGUUCUCUACAGCAUCAGGCUGACACUGAUCCUGUCCUGCCCUAUGGAUCUUAAGAACUUUCCCAUGGAUGUCCAAACAUGCACAAUGCAGCUAGAAAGUUUUGGCUACACAAUGAAUGAUUUGGUCUUCGAGUGGCUUGAGAAUGGAGCUGUCCAAGUGUCCGAAGGUCUCACUUUGCCUCAGUUCAUCAUGAGGGAGGAGAAGGAGCUGGGAUACUGCACAAAGCAUUACAACACCGGCAAAUUCACCUGUAUAGAAGUUAAAUUCCACUUGGAGAGACAGAUGGGAUACUACCUGAUCCAGAUGUACAUCCCAUCCCUGCUAAUCGUCAUCCUCUCCUGGGUGUCUUUUUGGAUAAACAUGGAUGCGGCCCCGGCCAGAGUAGCACUGGGCAUCACCACUGUGUUGACAAUGACCACACAAAGCUCGGGCUCUAGGGCUUCUCUUCCAAAGGUCUCUUAUGUAAAAGCCAUUGACAUCUGGAUGGCUGUCUGUCUGCUCUUCGUUUUUGCGGCGCUGCUUGAAUACGCUGGGGUUAAUUUUGUCUCCAGGCAACAGAAAGAGUUUCUUCGCUUGAGGAGAAGACAACGGAGGAAUCAAAAAGAUGAUGACAUGCAUGAAGGCCGCUUUAACUUGGCCAGCUACAACAUGAGCCUGCCAACCAAAGAUGGCUCAGCUGUGAAGAACGCAGCUCCAGCUCCUAACGCUCCUCUGCCGCCCGCUCCCAAAGACACAGACGCCAUGAAGAAGAAGUUUGUGGAUCGCGCCAAAAGGAUAGACACCAUCUCCAGGGCAGCCUUUCCACUGGCCUUCCUCAUCUUCAACGUCUUCUACUGGGUUACCUACAAAAUCAUCAGACACGAGGACAUCCAUCAGAAAUAGACUGAUGAAUACACUCAGAAAGCACAAAAUCAGAGACAGUUUACAAGAAGACACAUGGUGGGUGUUUUUUUCAGGGAUAACGUCACAUGUUGCAGUGUUCAGGAAAUACAAUGUUUAAGUACCUAAGACAAUAACAUUCUUGCAGAGGAUGGUUUGUUAAAAUUCUAGACAAGAGCAGACCAAAACACCACCAUAAAGUCACUCUACAUUCCAUGAAUUACAAAUAAAAGCAAAUAAUUACUGUUGAGGAAAUGCAGCAUAAACUACACCUCAAGUUCACUGAGGCCUGCGGUGUUAUUUAUCCAUGCAGGAAUUUCUUCAAUCAAGCCUAACUUUAUUGUAGUGCUGUUUGCUACACCCAUUCAAUAGCUGCAAUUAAUUUGCAUAUAGUUAUUACAUUUGGGGGUGUGCACACUGGCAGAGUAAUAAUCACUUGCCUCUCAGCAAAGAGAUGGCAAACUCAUAAUCCAUUUAACACACAAUACCCAUUUAAAGGCCACAUUUGCUAGAGUGAAGGAACAGCAAACAAAACAGAACAACAUUUUAAACUUUAGAAUCAAGGUUGUAUUGUUUUAUAUUGUCAGUGUUUUCAAAGCACUUCCUCACAGUUUGUAUGAAAGAAGCACAUGGAGUAUACUCUAGAACAUUGAACAGCAGGGCACAUCUUAGGCAUGGACUCAGAUAAAAAUCGGACGCUGCAUUUUUAUGAAAUACCUGAAGCCUUAGAUAUCAAAGACCUGGUGAGAUGAAGUGUUUUCAGGCAUCUCCUCUUGUUCGGUGGUUUUGAUCUUUUCUACCCGUGGCCAAGUAUCCAAAGGUUCUUCUACAGUAAAUGUGUUUUUCUGUGGAUAUUACAGUCAUACUCAAAUGAUGUCAAUGAAAUCAAUUCAAAUCAGACAAUUCCUUUGAAGGACAUUCUUUUAGAUCCAAUUUAACAGAUAAACCUUAAAGGAAGAAAUUCAAACUGUGAAACUGCAUUACUCGACGUUGCUCCACACGUCUCUUCUGUACUGGUAUUUUUAAAGUUUUAAACCUUUUGUAGAUUUAGUCUGUUCUAUAAUUGAAAUAUAUAUUUAUCACGGGGGAGGGGGUAAUAGUAUUCAAAUCUCCCCCUAGAAUGGUUAUCUUAAUUAAUUUCCUAUGGUGUUGACUGAAAAUGUUUCAAGAUGGUUUUAUAUGACAUUUAUUUGAAUGAUUAUUGGUUCUUGCACUUCAGACGUCCUUUAUAUACAAUUGUCUUUUAAAAGGUUGUUUUUUUGACUCAUACAUCAAUAAAAUUGGCUGUGCACAUAUUGAUUUU
Molecule: messenger RNA, 3002 nt
Organism: Periophthalmus magnuspinnatus
Lineage: Eukaryota; Metazoa; Chordata; Actinopteri; Gobiiformes; Gobiidae
Gene: glra2
Product: glycine receptor, alpha 2
Exons: 9
Coding region: 359-1702 (447 amino acids)
Biological process (GO): chloride transmembrane transport; nervous system process; regulation of membrane potential
Cellular component (GO): synapse; neuron projection; plasma membrane
Molecular function (GO): transmembrane signaling receptor activity; chloride channel activity; transmitter-gated monoatomic ion channel activity
Source: RefSeq, a predicted model, not a curated record